UUCGAAAAGUCCCUUUAUGACCUCAUCAAAGGCCUUCGAAGCCACAAGGGGGCCGAAGAUGAGUACGUACAAAGUUGUCUCCGCGAGUGCAAAGCGGAGAUCAAAUCACAAGAUAUGGACAAGAAGGCCACAGCUCUAUUGAAGUUGAUAUAUCUGGAGAUGUUCGGCUACGAUAUGUCUUGGGCCUCCUUCCACGUCUUGGAAGUGAUGUCGUCUGCCAAGUACCUCCAGAAAAGAGUGGGAUAUUUAGGUGCGGUACAGAGCUUUCGUCCUGACACGGAGGUGCUCAUGCUAGCGACGAACAUGCUGAAGAAGGACAUCGUAUCACACGGUAUUCCCUCAUUGUCACUUCCGCUGGUCUCUUUGCCGCAUAUCAUCACACCGUCACUGGCCAUGUCGCUGCUGCCCGAUGUUCUUUCCCGACUUUCCCAUUCCAGUCCCACGGUCCGAAAGAAAUCGAUCGUAUGCAUUUACCGCUUUGCCCUAGUAUACCCAGAAGCGCUCAGAUUGGGAUGGCCCAAAAUUCAGGAAAGGUUGAUGGAUGAACACGAAGACAGUAGUGUCACCACUGCAGCUAUUAAUGUUGUUUGUGAAUUGGGGUGGCGACGCCCUACCGAUUUCCUCCCAUUAGCACCGAGAUUCUUCGAGCUUCUCGUCGACAGCGGCAACAACUGGAUGGCCAUCAAGAUCAUAAAACUUUUUGCGACAUUGACACCCGUGGAACCGAGGUUGACGCGCAAGCUAUUGCGCCCAUUGGUCAAUAUCAUACAGACUACGACAGCAAUGUCUUUGCUCUACGAGUGCAUCAAUGGCAUCAUUCAAGGCGGCAUUCUAGACGGCGAGGAUAAUCUACAAGAAAGAGACGAGGUCGCUAGCCUUUGCGUUGGCAAGCUCCGAGGAAUGAUUGCCAUGGAUUCGGAUCCGAACUUGAAAUAUGUUGCAUUGUUGGCCUUGAAUCGGAUCGUCGCGACUCACUCUUCACUGGUCGAGGUGCAGCAGGAUGUGAUCAUGGACUGUUUGGAUGAUCCAGAUAUCUCUAUUCGUCUGCAAGCCCUGGAGCUCGCCGCCGGGAUGGUGUCUAGUGAAACUCUGCACGAAGUGGUAGACCGUCUCCUGAAUCAGCUUCGCUUGGCUACACGAACACUCCCGGCUACUGCUGACGCCGGGACCACCGUGUACCCUGAAGGGGAAGACGGAGAGGAAGAAGGCGAGGGAUCUCAUCCAGCCGCGAACCCUGCAGUCGUUAUACCAAAUGACUACCGUAACGAGAUCGUACAUCGGGUACUUGACAUGUGUUCCCAGAACAACUACUCGGAGAUUGUGGAUUUCGAGUGGUAUGUCAGUGUCUUGGUUCAACUCAUUCGACUAUUACCACCUUCGGAGGCGGAGGAUGCCUGGUAUAACACAGCUUCGGGCCACGAAGCAAGUGCGAAAUCUAAAUUGAGCACCGCUUUCCGAAUCGGAUCUGAAAUUCGAAACGUUGCGGUACGUGUUAGAGGAGUGCGACCAGAGGCAACACGCGCCGCCGAAUCCCUUUUAAUCAUCGACAACCGGUCAGCCUUCUUCCCCCUAGGCUCUAACGCUGGCGAUGAUGUGCUGGGUCCCGUUUCAUGGGUUGUUGGUGAAUAUGCGACUGAGUUGGCCUCUCCGAGUCGAACCCUACAGUCGAUGAUCGACCCAUCGAACGUGAAUCUCCCGGCGUCAACGCUCCAACUCUUCCUGCAAGCCAUCCCCAAAGUCUUUGUACAGGUGAACAGAGAUGCUUAUCAAGCAAACUCGUGGAAAACCCAGACCACUCUUCUGCUUGCGCGGAUUGUGGAGUUCCUUGAGGCCCUGGCAGCUCAUCCAGAUCUUGAUGUGCAAGAACGAGCAAUUGAAUUCCUGGAAGUCCUUCGCCUGAGCGCCGAAGCACUGCGUUCUGAUGUCGAGGAAAUGCCUUCGCUACUGGCCACUGUCCUUCCCAGUCUUUUCGAAGGCUUGGAACUCAACCCCGUCGCUCCCACUGCCCAGAAGAAGGUAGCAUUGCCUGCGACUUUGCUUCUAGAUGAACCAAUCAAUGAUGAUCUUCCAAAUUUGUUCCAAAGCGCUGGCACUGCAUUCUUUGAAACCGAUCAGCGCGGUACUUUGCAAAACUUCUACCACGUCCCCGAUCUGACCUCUGUCCCUACCAAGGCUGCCUCGGCCAUAUCUUCUCUGGAAAUGUACACUGAACCAUCAUAUCAGAACACUUUGAGAGGCUCUGCGGGAUCUCCCGCCGCCACUGAGAGGCGCAGGAAUGAACGCAGUGAGCGUUAUAAAGAUGAUCCAUUCUACAUUGCGUCCAUGGGCGGACGCUCCGAUUUGUCGACGUCACCCCUUGCGGAUGGGAACGCGCUGGAUGUUGACUCCAUCCCAAUUAUCGACUUACAAUUAGACCCUCUACAACCCGAUCGUGCCACGCGUGGAUCAACAGGCACACGUCGGAGCCGACGAAAGAAGUUGGAGGUUGCGGCGGACGAGACCUUCGGCGCUAGCGAGACCUCCCCUUUGACAACCCUACAGAGUCCGCAUCUCUUCCCCCGAGCGCCAGACGAUCGCUUCUCACGGUGGACUCCAGCGGUCUUGGCAGGCGACGAUGGGGACCUGGAAAUGAAAAAGGCGAUGCGAGAAGUUGAGCAAGUGCGGUUGCGUAUGCAACGAGCAUCAGAACGCAUUGAAGUCGAAGGGAUACCCAGCGAGGGGAUGCUCGUCAAGAAGAAGAAAACGAAGAAAAAAGUGGCGUCUACUGAUGAUGCCCAACCGACUGAGGUGAAAAAGAAAAAGUCCCGACAAUCCAAGGAGAAGAAAGACAAGUCUCUCAAACCCGAGGGGGGUAACGGGAUUGAGACCGAAAAGACAGGAGAGGAAAUGCCUAGGUGA
Molecule: messenger RNA, 2898 nt
Organism: Penicillium diatomitis
Lineage: Eukaryota; Fungi; Ascomycota; Eurotiomycetes; Eurotiales; Aspergillaceae
Product: putative AP-3 complex subunit delta
Exons: 6
Biological process (GO): Golgi to vacuole transport; protein targeting to vacuole
Cellular component (GO): membrane coat; AP-3 adaptor complex; endosome membrane
Source: RefSeq, a predicted model, not a curated record